Molecule: messenger RNA, 1588 nt
Organism: Owenia fusiformis
Lineage: Eukaryota; Metazoa; Annelida; Polychaeta; Sabellida; Oweniidae
Source: the annotation of a GenBank genome assembly
GGAGGUUUAGAAUUAGGUUACACUGCAUGAUCAAAACUCAAAGUUUCCAUUGAAGUUUUUGCUGCUGUGAAAUAUGAGAUGCAUCAUUUCCAAACAUAAAUACGAGGUUUAGAAUUGCCUUUUUUGUUAAUUUUUAAACUUCUUGUUCAUUAUCUUAGGAACGCUAUAUGAUGUCUACAGAAUUGAUAUGACAUGCAUAUGACACAAUAGUCUUGGAAUACUGGAGAUUUACUUACGUGCAUAAACUGAACAUCAUGAAAAUGCAGAAUUUCCAGAUUUUGAGAUUAAUUUUACUUCUUAAUAUACCGCAGUGCUGGUCAAUUUUCACAACAACCGUGGGUGACACAUGUACUGCCGACUGGCAAUAUAGAGGUAGCCUUGGGGAAGACAAAUGGAGCACAUUCUGCCCUCAGUGCAAGGCUAACAUGCAGAGUCCCAUAUACAUUAAAGUCUCAUCUCUCUUGUAUGCACCCAACUUGGACCUGCUAUCUAUGGAGAACUACGAUAGCAUGAGAGAUAUACAAGUAACAAAUAUUGGAAGAUCAGUGAUGCUUGAUCUGCGGUCUGCCGGGGAAUAUUGGCUAUCUCGAGGCAACUUGCCAGGAAAGUACCUUGCCGAUCAGAUGCAUUUUCACUGGGGAUCAGAUAGUUCAAGAGGCUCUGAUCAUCGGGUAGAUGGUCGUCAGUUUCCUUUAGAGAUGCACAUCGUUUACGAUUUGAUGGAUCAGGUUAAAGACAGGGAGAUGAUUGCAGCGGUGUCUGUUCUUUUUGAGGUCUCAUCUGAGGAUAAUGCAGACCUACAGCCACUCAUCCAGGCGUUGUCAUUAAUCAAGACACAGGGACAAAAAACCACUCUUCCAUAUUUUAUGCUAUCAAAAUUUUUACCUCGGAACUUGAAGCGAUUUUAUCGUUACUAUGGUAGUUUAACGACACCUCCUUGUUUAGAAACGGUCGUAUGGACUGUAUUCAAAGAGACCGUGAAAGUUUCCGAGAGACAGCUUUCUGUGUUCCGAUCGCUCACAUAUAGAGACAAUGAAAGUGGACAAAAUCGCCAACUAGCAAACAACUUUCGUAAGAUUCAGUCAUUAAAUGGGAGAAUAGUGUAUAGUACCGAGGACAGAUCUGGGGUAACAGCAGGAGCGUUUGCAGCAAUAGGAUUAACAGUAGUCAUUCUAGUAAUUGGACUUGGGGCUUUCUUUGCUUUUGCUUGGCCUAAAUACAAAGCAAAGAAAAUGCGUGCUGAAGACAAGCAACCAAUAGUGGAAACAUCAAUACAAUAGGAAUAAACCCUACUAGAUGACCAGGUUUUGAUUUGACUAGUCUUAUUGUAAAAUCAUUUAUACAAAAAAUUCAAGUAAUAAAUCUGAUUCAUAGCAUUUCGUUUAGUGUUUAUAUAUACUAAAUUAUUUUCUGUAUACAUAGCUUCUAAAGCUUAAGGACGACGCAAAUAGUCUAUAGUUGUAUCUGUAAAGUGCUCUCAUUGUAUUUAGUAUACAAUGUGUGGAAGGCAUCGGGGUCUAAUAUAAACUAUAUGGAUGUGACUCACUCAGAAGAAGUGAGUAGCUCCCAUAAUACUAUCAUAUUCUUU